Molecule: messenger RNA, 1380 nt
Organism: Darwinula stevensoni
Lineage: Eukaryota; Metazoa; Arthropoda; Ostracoda; Podocopida; Darwinulidae
Source: the annotation of a GenBank genome assembly
AUGUACAGCGUAUUGAGUACAUUGCGCGAUCACGUCCGUGCCUCUGCUCUGCGAUUAUCGCCUCGAUAAUUCCCUCCAGUCUCUCCCCUGAGCUUCGUCCCCGACGUGUGCACCCAUGCCGUCCACAAGGAGGUUUCCCUACUGUGGGCUGUCCCUGCGAUCAGUCGUGGCCAUCCUAGUGAUCGUUCAAGUCUCUCUAUACUUAACGUGGAGGUCAUACUCGGGCUGCGAAUGCGAAGAACCAGAGGACAGGCUGGGGAUGCUCCCCCCCGCGUCCAUGCAGGAGACUCGCGUGACUCCAAACGCGAACGCCGACCUGAGCGAGGGCGAAAUCACGAAGAGGAUCAUCGUGCCCCUUUUCCCUAUUGAGAAUCGACGCAACAAAUUCUUCGUGGAAGCGGGUGCCCUGGACGGGAGAACGAUAUCGAAGACCCUCCAUCUGGAAGAAUUCUACAAUUGGACGGGGCUUUUGGUGGAACCGAAUCCUCAUCUCUUCCACAAGAUGACGACCCAGGGAAGAAAUGCUUGGCUCGCUCCCUAUUGUCUCUCACCGGAGAGGGGAAUCAUUCAUGCAGUGAUGGAGUAUCCCUACGAUCCGAAAGAUCCAAUUGCCUCCUGGGGAGGAGGAAUCAGCCAGAAACAGAAAGUGAAGGGUCCGAUAAAAAAAGGGGCGACCAUCUACUCGGCGCUUGUCAAGUGCUACCCUCUUCACAUGCUAUUGGACGCUAUAGACAUCAAGACCGUCCACUUCUUCAGCCUGGACGUGGAGGGCCUGGAACUGCAGGUUCUCAAGACUCUGCCCUUCCAUCGCAUCGACUUUCAAGUCAUCCAGGUUGAGCACCUUUGGAACGACGAGGGCAAAGAACCUCUCAGUAACUUUCUACUUUCCCUCGGAUAUAAAUUGGUGAAAGAAGAAGGCAGCGAAUCCAUCUUUGCUAACACGACGGCACUGCUCUGAGAAUUCCAUGUCAUUGAAGAUCAAAAAGGAAUAAACCAGAUAUCAGUGGCUCAUUUAUAUGUUGCAAAAUAAAAGGCGUUAUAUGGGUUGCAAAAGGCUUGAAAUCACGGCGAAUGUUUGCAAUUCCUCGUGUCAAAAUCCGAAAAGCGAAGGAAAACGGCCCAAGGUUCGGUUAGAAAUCCCGUGUUGCUGCAGAAUCGAAUCUUCAUAAUGGGACGGUACUUGCUUGGUACUUGGACUUUAUCUCGUGAAUUUCUCAUUUUCGGCGAAUAUUUGACAACGGCUCAGUCCGGGUGCCAAUCGUCACAACUUUUAAAUUAAUGCGAAGUCUUAUUUGUUUUCUUCUUCAUUCUAUGCCAACCAAUUUCUGUACGGUUUGGUCCACCGCCGUUAAUAAAUAGAAAAUUGAUAUAUGAUAUCUU